AUGUUGGGCUCGGCAAAAGCAGAAGAGAAAAUCGAGUUUGUCUACCCGGAUGUUUUCAACGACCCCGAGAGGGACACGUUCCUCUAUGGCACCUUCCCGAAGGGUUUCGUCUGGAGCAGUGCAACCUCGUCCUACCAGAUCGAAGGCGCCUGGAACGUCGCAGAUAAAGGCGUCGGCAUCUGGGACACCUUCACCCACCAAGGAGGAAAAGUCUUCAACAACGACACCGGAGAUGUUGCAUGCGAUAGCUACCACAAGUACAAGGAAGACGUGGCUUUAAUGAAAGCCAUGGGUCUACACUAUUACCGUUUCUCCAUCUCCUGGCCGCGUCUGAUGCCAGACGGCACUGCGGCCAGUCUCAGUGCAGACGGCGUGCGUUACUACAAUGCCUUGAUUAACGAACUCAUAGCCAGUGACAUUACACCCAUGGUCACCUUGUACCAUUGGGACCUACCACAGGCGCUGCAGGACCAGGGAGGCUGGGAGAAUGAGACCAUUGUUGACCGCUUCAACGACUACGCUAGGGCGUGCUUCCAGAACUUCGGUGAUCGUGUGAAGCUGUGGAUCACUUUCAACGAACCCUGGAUCGUAUCUGUGCACGGUUACGGCAAUGGUGUGUUUGCACCAGGCAUUGCUGAGCCGGCAAGUAAGGUAUACACGACAACCCAUUACCUUAUCCUCUCUCAUGCCCACGCCUAUCACACCUACAGCACAGAAUUCAAGGCUACGCAGAAUGGGCAAGUGGGAAUCACUCUCAAUUCCGACUAUGCAGAACCGGCAGACCGCAGCAAGCCCGCGGACAUCGAGGCGGCUGACACCUCGCUCAAGUUUCACUUCGGCUGGUUCGCCCACCCGAUCUAUAAAAAUGGAGACUAUCCUGAGAUCAUGAAGACCAACAUCGCACAGAAGAGCGCCUACCAGGGCUUCAGCAAGUCGCGCCUGCCUGAGUUUACAACCGAACAGAAGGCCUUCAUUAAGGACACUGGUGACUUCAUCGGACUCAACCAUUACACCUCGUACUACGCCACCAGUGACACCCCCGACGACAGCCAGGCAUCCAAGGCGAGCUACUGGAACGACAUGAACGUCCGUUCAUGGAAGGACACCAAGUGGCCUGCCUCUGGAUCCAGCUGGUUGAAGAUUGUUCCUUGGGGAGUCCGCCGCCUACUGAAGUGGAUUUCUGACGAGUACGGUAGCGACAAACCUAUCUACAUCACAGAGAACGGGGUAUCCACGAAGGAUGUCUAUGAACUGGAGGACACCAUCCGGGUCAACUUCUACAAAUCUUACAUCAACGAAGUUCUUAAAGCUAUCGAGCUGGACAAGGUCAACGUGAAAAGUUACACAGCGUGGUCGCUAAUGGACAACUUUGAGUGGGCCUCGGGUUACAGCGAGCGUUUCGGCAUGCACUACGUGGACUUCAACGAUCCGGAGCGGCCGCGGACCCAGAAGGCUUCGGCUCGGUUCUACGCUCAAGUGGCGGCCGACAACGGCUUCCCGGAACCCUCAGGGGCUCCACACGUAACCAUCUCGUCAAUAGUUGGACUUUUGACUUCCGUAGCAGAGGAAAGGAUCGAGUUUGUCUACCCGGACAUUUUCAACGACCCCGAGAGGGACACGUUCCACUAUGGCACCUUCCCCGAGGGUUUCGUCUGGAGCAGCGCUACCUCGUCCUACCAGAUCGAAGGCGCCUGGAACGUCUCCGAUAAAGGCGUUGGUAUCUGGGACACCUUCACUCACGAAGGCGGGCAUGUCUACAACAACGACAAUGGAGAUGUUGCAUGCGACAGUUACCACAAGUACGAGGACGACGUGGCUCUGAUGAAAGCCAUGGGUCUACACUAUUACCGUUUUUCCAUCUCCUGGCCGCGUCUGAUGCCAGACGGCACUGCGGCCAGUCUCAGUGCAGACGGCGUGCGUUACUACAACGCCUUGAUUGACGAGCUCGUAGCCAACGACAUCUCGCCUAUGGUUACUUUGUACCACUGGGACCUACCACAGGCGCUGCAGGACCAGGGAGGCUGGGGGAAUGAGACCAUCGUUGAUCGCUUCAACGACUACGCUAGGGCGUGCUUCCAGAACUUUGGCGAUCGUGUGAAGCUGUGGAUCACCUUCAACGAGCCCUGGAUCGUGUCCUUGUUAGGCCACGGUAGCGGGGCGUUCGCACCUGGUAUUGCCGAACCAGCUAUCUUGGUAUACACGGUGACCCAUCACCUCAUCCUGUCCCAUGCCCACGCCUAUCACACCUACCGCACAGAAUUUAAGGAUACACAAAAUGGACAAGUAGGUAUCACCCUAAACACAGACUUUAUCGAGCCGGCAGACCGCAGUAAGCCCGCAGACAUCGAAGCGGCGGACACCACUCUGCAAUUCAAUUUUGGCUGGUUUGCCCACCCAAUCUACAUCGACGGUGACUACCCCGACAUCAUGAAGACCAACAUCGCGCGGAAGAGCGCCUACCAAGGCUUCAACCAGUCGCGCCUGCCCGAGUUCACGGCCGAUCAAAAAGCCUUCGUCAAAGGUACGGGCGACUUCAUCGGGCUCAACCACUACACCACGACAUACGCCACCAACGCCACACCAGACGAGAACGAUAGGCUGCCUUCUCAAGCGAGCUACUGGAACGAUCAAAACAUCUGGUCCUGGAAGGACUCCAACUGGCCCCCUUCAGGCUCUAGCUGGCUCCAGAUCGUGCCCUGGGGAAUCCGUCGCUUACUGAAGUGGAUCUCUGACGAGUAUGGUAGCGAUUUACCCAUCUAUGUCACAGAGAACGGGGUAUCUACGAAAGAUGUCUUCGAACUGGAGGACACCAUCCGCGUCGACUACUACAAGUCUUACAUCAAUGAAGUUUUGAAAGGUUUAACGAUUACACUUAUCAGUUAUUGCAUAUUAUUAGUAGUCAUUUGCGUUUCAAAUGACGAAACCAGAUUCGUGUAUCCCGACGUGUUCAACGACUCGCAGCGAGACACGUUCCUUUACGGCACUUUCCCCGAAGGGUUCGUGUGGAGUACGGCCACCUCGUCCUACCAGAUAGAGGGCGCCUGGAACGUGUCGGAUAAGGGCCCCAGUGUAUGGGAUACCUUCACUCACGAAGGGGGCAACGUUUACAACGACGAUACUGGGGAUAUUGCUUGCGACAGCUAUCACAAAUUCACAGAUGACGUGGCUCUGAUGAAAGCCAUGGGUCUACACUAUUACCGUUUUUCCAUCUCCUGGCCGCGUCUGAUGCCAGACGGCACUGCGGCCAGUCUCAGUGAAGACGGCCUGCGUUACUACAACGCCUUGAUUGACGAGCUCGUAGCCAAUGACAUCUCGCCUAUGGUUACUUUGUACCACUGGGACCUACCACAGGCGCUGCAGGACCAGGGAGGCUGGGUGAACGAGACCAUCGUUUAUCGCUUCAACGACUACGCUAGGGCGUGCUUCCAGAACUUCGGCGAUCGUGUCUCACUCUGGAUAACCUUCAACGAGCCCUGGAUAUUCACACUGCUCGGUUAUGGGACCACCACGUUCGCUCCUGGCAACGUCGUUGAUCCGGCCGUCAAGAUAUACACGGUAGGAAGGAACGUUAUUCUGGCCCACGCCACCGCCUACAACACCUUCCAGCGUGAGUUUGCCGCGACGCAAACCGCCAAGAUAGGAAUUACUCUUAAUUCCGAUUUCUUCGAGCCGGCCGACCGCGCCAGACAGAGUGACCUAGACGCGGCCGACAGGGCCUUGCGAUUCAACCUGGGCUGGUUCGCCAACCCCAUCUUUAAGAACGGCGACUACCCGCAGAUCAUGAAGGCUUCUAUCGAUACCAAGAGUGCCACCCAGGGCUUUGCUCAGUCUCGUCUGCCUCCCUUCACCGAUGAGGAGAAAGAGUUCAUCAGGGGCACGGCCGACUUCUUCGGGCUAAAUCAGUACACCACCGUGUACGCCACCCCUGACACGGUCAAUGACAGCCUGCCUUCACAGGCCAACUACCUUAAUGAUCGGAGCGUUUACAUCUACAGGGAUCCUGCCUGGCCCGGGGCAGGGUCUGCGUGGCUGAAAAUCGUACCCUGGGGUAUACGUCGACUUCUCAACUGGAUAGCUGAAGAAUACGGAAAAGAGCUUCCAAUUUACAUCACAGAGAAUGGCGUGUCAACUCACGACGUUUACCAGCUGGACGACAAGAUCCGUGUCGAUUAUUACAAAGCUUAUAUUAAUGAAGUUCUGAAAGCUAUCGAGCUGGACAAGGUCAACGUGAAAGGCUACACAGCGUGGUCGCUAAUGGACAACUUUGAGUGGGCCUCCGGUUACAGCGAGCGUUUCGGCAUGCACUACGUGGACUUCAACGAUCCGGAGCGGCCGCGGACCCAGAAGGCUUCGGCUCGGUUCUACGCCCAAGUUGUAGCUGACAACGGCUUCCCGGAACCCUCAGGGGCUCCUGCUACUGUCAGCUUUUCAUUGGCUGGUCUCGUUACUUGCGUUUUAUUUGCAUUGUUUAACUAGAUCCAGAUCAGUAACCAUUUGGAAUAAAACCUUGUCUUUACCGGGCUCUCUGCAUAAGUCGAAAGUAUACACCACGCUACCUCUUCAUCGGAACCCAAUUGCUUUACUGUAAAUAGUAGCGUCUUUUGAAGCAUAAAUUCAUGUUGUAGUAGUAUCUAUUUAGUUGAUGAAAAUUAUCCAUUAUUGUCAGAGGGUAUUUUGUGAAGUACAUAGUCAGUUAGAUAUCUUUUUUAAUAUUUGAAGCGAUUACUCCCUUGUAUGACACACUCCAGAUCAGACAGGAGAUAGUUGAAAGGGAGCUGCUGUCGACUGCUCCUGUCAAGUGAAUGAAAAGGCUAGUAAAUAAAAACUUCUCCCUGUGUUUUAGAAUAAAGUGUUCUAUCAAAUUA
Molecule: messenger RNA, 4865 nt
Organism: Acanthaster planci (crown-of-thorns starfish)
Lineage: Eukaryota; Metazoa; Echinodermata; Asteroidea; Valvatida; Acanthasteridae
Product: cytosolic beta-glucosidase-like
Biological process (GO): carbohydrate metabolic process
Molecular function (GO): hydrolase activity, hydrolyzing O-glycosyl compounds
Source: RefSeq, a predicted model, not a curated record